Molecule: messenger RNA, 2448 nt
Organism: Sugiyamaella lignohabitans
Lineage: Eukaryota; Fungi; Ascomycota; Dipodascomycetes; Dipodascales; Trichomonascaceae
Exons: 1
Coding region: 1-2448 (815 amino acids)
Biological process (GO): protein deubiquitination
Cellular component (GO): nucleus; cytosol
Molecular function (GO): cysteine-type deubiquitinase activity; cysteine-type endopeptidase activity
Source: RefSeq, a predicted model, not a curated record
AUGACAAAGGUGACAGAGCAGCUCACUGCUUUAGGAACUACUGAAGAGAUUGUACAGCCAGAUAAUAUCAAGCUUGUACUGCAUAAUAACUAUGCCAAUGGUAGUGACGUCAAAGCCAAAGAGCUGCUACUAUUUUUCAGAGAUGCAGUAGAGGGCUUAUUGGUGCCUAUUACCCAUCCAUCUAAAACUCUGGCCACUUCUGGCUCUGUUAUGAACUAUGAUCAAAUCGCUGGUGCUGAUAACUUGCAUGGUGUUACCUGUUAUUUGGAUUCGCUAAUGUUUGCCAUGUUUGCACGAUUAGAAAAUUUCGAACCAAUAUUGUAUAAAACGUUUGAGAGUGAUGAGAAACGGGAAAAUUUGGCAAUAUUUCUACGACUAUAUGUUAAUCUACUAAGAAGCGGCAAGCUGAUUACUACUGAUGUCACCAAAUGUCUGCUUGACACAAUAUUCAAUGCUGGAUGGACACCAUCGAGUAAACGGUAUGAGCAACAAGAUGCGGCCGAAUUGUUUAAUUUUAUAACUGAAAAGCUCAGCAUGCCACUGUUAACGUUACGGGUUGAUAUAGCACACGCUGGUAAAGAGGUUGCUGAGGAUGAUCAUAAGCUGGUGAAUGAGAGACUAUUGUUAGUUCCAAUUCCCGGUGAGAGAACAGAUCCACCUGUGACUUUAGAAGAGUGUUUAGAGAGGUAUUUUGCCAACUCAGUAGAAGUUUCAAGACAGUUAGAACGAUUUGGAAGUGAUUUUUCUGAUCUUGCUAGAAGGAGCCCCAGUGCAAACCACAGUGGGGUGAGAAAAGGAGCGUCGUCUCCAAAUUUGGCUAAACCAGUGCGAAAAUUCUCAUUAGAAACAGUCGAGAUCCCUCGAUUUUUGAAAGAGAUUGAAAGGAAAGCAACGGAGAACCAAUCUGACGCAGGAUCUGGUACUGGUAGAAGUAGUCCUGCUAUCGCAUCGACUGAAGAAGGCAACGAUGAAAACGACUAUCCAGAUCAUAUGGUCAAGAAAUUACGCACCAGAGCGUCUACAUCACACUCACUUCCUCCAUCAUACGACUCCUUAUACAAAGACCGACCCCCACCGACUCUACCGCCGCAGAAGGUGGUAGAUCUGUGGAACCAGAAAAACGAAAUUACAUUACCAGCAUGGAUGUUUCUACAGUUGCUUCCAUUCUACAGUGAUAUGAGAUCCCAGCAACAGAAGAAGCAUGAUAAAAAGGUCCUUAGAAACCAAUUUUUAAAUGGAAAUGGCACUGCUAAUGAAGAUAAAAAAGACGAUGAUGAUGAAAACGAUGAGGUGGAUGCUCCUGUUGAAGAACAUUUUGCGAAUGCACGACCCGUUCUUGGUAUCUGUUUGAAACGGUACUCAUGGACUCCAGAAGGACAGUCAAUCAGAAAUGACCGACAGGUAAUUGUUCCGCAAACUAUCCAUUUACCGUCAUUUGUAGCCGAUGACUCUGAAGAAGGAUCUCUUUUUGGUAAUUUCAAGCUUGUUCUUGAAAGUGCUAUAUUCCAUCGCGGCACAAGCAUAAAUUCAGGUCACUUUGUUGCCAUUGCUGCUGAAGACGCAGCAAUUGACUAUAGUGCAGAAGAGGUAUUGCCUAGUAACAAUAACAGUACAGGCAGUUUCUUCAACAGUCGACGACGUCAUCACCGCCGUCAUCAUACCCAUAACGACCGAGAUGUAUUACCAGUACCUAAGUCACCCUUGUCACAGCCUGUUAGUGGAAGGAACAGCGAAUCUGGACCACGUCCUAAACGAUGGGUGUUUUUUGAUGACCUACAACCAGUGGGAAAAAAGACUCAAAUAGUAGACUUUGACGAAGUAUUUGCCAGGGAGUGCCCAUAUCUCUUGUUCUAUCGUAUGGUAUCAGCCAAUGACGACGAGGCUCUAUCUACUAAAUCCCGUGGUGACAUUCAACCACUACCGUAUGUUAGUUCACUAGAUCUAAGUCAUUCAUCUAGCAUUGAGAGUGACACAUUGGACAGCGUAACUGAUACAUUUGUCAACGUGCCUCCUUUCGAAUCACAAACAACAAUACAAACAAUGUCGACAGUAGCAGAUCAGCUAAGCACAACUGGAGAUAGAGGCCGGGGAGGGAAUGCUGACACAAGUAGUAUUGAUAUGAACGAAUUCAAAAACGAGACAAAAGGCGAACGUCGGAGUAAACUGUUCCGACUUACAAGGGGUAAGUCAGCUCAAGAUAUCAAUUCCAGAUCAAGAUCUGCACCGCCAGACAAACGUAAUCUUUCAACGCCAAGAAUGUUUGAGCAGGGUCUUGAUCCCAGUCUGCCUUCACUGGACGUUGUUCCCAAUCCUGUAUACCCAGGAGCCACACAUAGACAACAACCACUGGCAUCUGGAGUCGAUGCGUCGAGAAUGUCAUCACGGUCACUUCGUCGCCGGGCGAACGAAACCCAAUACAACGUUGAUGAAAAGUGUGUCCUCAUGUAG